Molecule: messenger RNA, 1125 nt
Organism: Candidozyma haemuli
Lineage: Eukaryota; Fungi; Ascomycota; Pichiomycetes; Serinales; Metschnikowiaceae
Gene: KRR1
Product: ribosome biosynthesis protein
Exons: 1
Coding region: 1-1125 (374 amino acids)
Cellular component (GO): nucleolus; small-subunit processome
Molecular function (GO): RNA binding
Source: RefSeq, a predicted model, not a curated record
AUGCCUUCUACACACAACAAAGACAAGCCCUGGGAUACUCCAGACAUUGACAAGUGGAAGAUCGAUGAGUUCACCGAGGCAGACAAUGCGCUGGGUUUGCCAUUUGCCGAAGAAUCCUCCUUCAUGACCCUCUUCCCUAAAUACAGAGAAAACUAUCUUCGGUCGAUCUGGCCAGACUUGACCCAGGCUUUGGAAAAGCAUCAAAUUGCUUGUCAACUUGAUCUUGUUGAUGGUGCUAUGACUGUCAGCACGACAAGAAAAACUUUUGACCCAGCUAUCAUUUUGAAGGCCAGAGACCUUAUAAAGCUUUUGGCCCGUUCUGUUCCAUACCCACAAGCUGUGAAAAUCUUGCAAGACGACAUCGCAUGCGAUGUUAUCAAGAUCGGUAACUUUGUGCUGAAUAAGGAAAGAUUUGUUAAGAGAAGACAGCGUUUGGUUGGACCAAAUGGUAACACACUUAAGGCAUUGGAACUUUUAACGAAAUGUUAUAUCUUGGUGCAGGGUAACACCGUCAGUGCUAUGGGACCUUUCAAGGGCUUGAAGGACGUUCGUAGAGUCGUCGAAGAUUGCAUGAAGAAUGUUCAUCCUAUUUAUCACAUCAAGGAGCUCAUGAUCAAGCAAGAGCUAGCUAAGAACCCUGAAUUGGCCAACGAGGAUUGGUCUCGUUUCUUGCCUAUGUUCAAGAAGCGUAAUGUUGCAAGAAAGAAGGCUGAGAACACCGACAAGAAGAAGAAGGUUUACACUCCAUUCCCACCAGCACAGACUCCAAGAAAGGUUGAUUUGCAGAUCGAGAGUGGUGAGUACUUCUUGGGUAAGAAGGAGAAGUACUUGCGUGACCUUCAAGAGAAGCGUGCUAAGCAAGAGGAAGUUACUGAGCAAAGAAGAGUUGAGAGAAACCAGGUCUUCGAAGCUCCUGAAGAGGCUGAGUAUGAGAACAAGUUGGUUGGCGAGAAGCGUAAGAGAAAUGACGAUGACGAUUCAGAAGAGAAAAAGCUGAAGAAGGAAAAGAAAGACAAGAAAGAAAAGAAGGAAAAGAAGGAGAAGAAAGAAAAGAAGGAAAAAAAGGAGAAGAAAGAUAAGAAAGAAAAGAAGGAGAAGAAGUCGAAACACGAUGACGACGAGUAA